Gordionus sp. m RMFG-2023 is the source of this 4792-nucleotide messenger RNA. RefSeq names its product bromodomain-containing protein 3-like. Gene Ontology annotation, biological process: chromatin remodeling; regulation of DNA-templated transcription. NCBI's taxonomy places the organism in Eukaryota, Metazoa, Nematomorpha, Gordioida, Chordodea, Parachordodidae. Bases 80 to 4540 code for a protein of 1486 amino acids. The record is from RefSeq and is a predicted model, not a curated record. Gene Ontology annotation, cellular component: nucleus; chromatin. The transcript has 25 exons.
UUUAUUUUUAAAUAAGAUGGUGGCAAAAAUUAUUUUUAUUGGUGCUCUCCUUUAGCCAAAUAACGGUUUCUAAAAGAUAAUGGAAGUUCCUAAUCUAACAUCGUUAACUGGCUAUGAGCAAAAAGAAACGAAAAAUCAAAAUAUUGAAGUUUUAGCAGAGAAACAUCCAUAUAUGAUAAAACCAGGGGUUGUUCAACCUCCAGUUAAAUUGGAAUACCCAAAUAAAGGUAGGUCAACUAAUCAACUAAACUAUCUACUCAAACAGAUUAUACCAACAGUUUGGAAACACCAUUUUGCAUGGCCCUUUCAAAAACCUGUAGAUACAGUUGCCUUAAAUUUACCUGAUUAUCACAAAAUUAUUAAACAUCCUAUGGAUAUAAGCACAAUUAAGAAAAGAUUAGAAAAUCAUUAUUAUUAUUCAUCAAAAGAAUGUGUAAAUGAUUUCAAUACAAUAUUUACCAAUUGCUAUGUAUAUAAUAAACCUGGUGAAGAUGUUGUCUUAAUGGCACAGGCAAUAGAAAAAGCAUUUCAGGCUAAAUUGACACAAAUGCCUUUGGUAGAAACUGAAAUACCACUUCUAAAUAAGGGGAAAGGUAAAAGAGGAAGAUCAAUUAAAGGGUUUAACAACCAAAUAAUAGCAGAAAAAAUUAAUCUUCCAACAAAAAAUUAUGAUAUUAUAAGUGGUGAUGAUGAAAGCAAUGAUGAUUCAUUAUCCCAACUUAAUAACAAUCUGAUAAUUUCAACAGAUUUAUCACCCUUAAAUCAAUAUCCUAUACUAGACAAUCAAUUGAAGCCUCAUUCAUUAUCAUUCGAAGAAGUAUCAUUAGUUACUAGUUCAAUAUUAAUAAUGACAACAUCUAUUAUAUCUCAUGCUUUUUCAAGCAGUAAUAAUACUAAUACCAAUAACAUUGGCAAUGCUUUCACCAUUUCCACUAAUUCUAUUUUAAAAAAUUAUCCACAUCCUGCAUCAUCUAUCUCCAGGGGAUCACUGAUAAAAUCAUAUAUUGUUCCAAAUUUAGAUGCUCAAAUCCUUAGCAUAACUGGAAAAUCUAAUAUCAAUAAAUCCACUUAUCCAGUGCAGCAUAAAUCAGUAAAACGUGGGAUCAAAUGCCAAGCUGACACAACUACACCUAACGCCAUAACCAACCUCGACUUACUAUUAAGUGAUACAACUGAACCGAUCCUGAAAAUGGAUUAUAGGAUGCCUCUCGACCAUUUAGGGUCCGAUUACAUGAAUUCUAAUAGCAGGAGGGAGAGUGGAAGGGCUAUCAAAAAACCCUCCAAAGAUUUGCCUGAUUCUCAACAACAUUUGAAGAAAGGAGACCUGAUUUCAUUGCCCGUUCAAAUGAAAUAUUGCGCUGAUUUAAUCAAAGAUCUCUUUUCUAAAAAACAUCAUGCAUACACUUGGCCAUUCUACACUCCAGUAGAUGCUUUGGAGUUGAAUCUCCCAGAUUAUCACGAUAUAAUUAAAAUACCUAUGGACCUGAGCACUGUAAAAAAAAAGGUCGAAGCUAGAGAUUACAAAAACCCUGCUGAUUUUGUCAAUGACGUCCGCUUAAUAUUCGCCAAUUGUUACAAAUACAACCCACCCGAUCAUGACGUAGUGGCUAUGGCCAAAAAGUUACAGGAUGUUUUUGAAAAACGAUAUGCCAAGAUGCCAGAUGAGUCUACUUUCAGAGCAAUGGAUGGGGAUGAUGCCUCCACCACUGGCGGAUAUUACAAUAUCAAUCGAAGCACAGGAAGUGCCUCUCCAUAUUCGUCUCCUCGCUCACGUCCGCAUACUCCUCCCCUGUCCUCCGCGUCUUCUUCCACAUCAUCAUCAUCAUCAUCAUCAACUUUCAGCGCGUCUUCGAAGCAGAAGCAUCUGACUGUAUUGCAGGCUCAGCUUCGUAGCAUCCACGAACAACUAGCCGCCCUUACAGCCAAAGCCACAUCAAAACACAAGAAAAAAAAGAAAAAAGGCCAGGACAAAAAAAGUAGCAGUGAAAAAGAUACUCCGCAGUCUCAGAACCCUUCUAACAUCUCGAUUCUCUACCCUUUGAUUGUUAACUCUUCCACAACAAUUACUUCACAUUUUAAAAAAAAUGCUAAAAGUUCAGCCAUUGAUAUAAGCCACAAGACGUCCCUCGGCUAUCAUCCAUCUCAGCAGAUAAAUCUCCAGGACGUCACUCCCGUCUCAUCUCACAAGCCUUUACCAGACUUCCAUCCUUAUGACGAUCCUAACAUUCUCACCACAAGUAGCUCUCGCAAACGUGCUGGUUCUAAAAAGGCUCAUGGUGGUGGUAAAAAACAAGCACUAUACGCUUCCGUUAAAAAAACCGCUUCUAUCUCUACCUCUUCUCUUUCAAGAAAAAGUGGCGGGGUUAGUAGAUCUACGGAUUUAUCUAAAGGUGAACGACUGAACGACACCGUAUUCAUGACAACAUUGGCAGAAGAAGUUAUCCCAGUCGCCGUCAAAAACAAAUUCACGUCUUCCACUAUCACACUCGGCUCUAUAGAUGCACUCGCCAUCGCGACUUCUUUGUCUUACUCUUUCUCCUCUCUAGCGCAUUCCACUGACCUUAACACAUUUGCCACAAAUGGUCACUCCAUUGUCAGUUUCAAGCCUCUACAGCCUCUCAAGAAAAACGUUAACAGCAAGCGGAGCGCUUCUAUGGAAACCGCUUCCAAUUCCUCGCCCACUCCCACCAUCUUAAACACUUCUUUUAUUCCGCCAUUGCUGUAUGACAGUGACGACGAAGACAACGCCAAACCCAUGUCAUAUGACGAGAAGCGUCAACUCAGCCUGGAUAUCAAUAAGCUACCAGGAGACAAGCUAGGAAGGGUUGUCCACAUUAUCCAAUCUAGAGAACCCUCCCUGAGAGACUCUAACCCGGACGAGAUAGAAAUCGAUUUCGAAACCCUCAAGCCGUCUACGCUCAUGGAGCUGGAGGUUUACGUUGCAUCAUGCUUGCGAAAAAGAACACGGAAACCUUAUUCUAAAAAAGUAGCACAAAAAUCCAAAGAUGAGAUAGUUAAGGAACGUCGCGAAGAGCUUGAACGACGCCUUUUGGACGUAAGUGGGGCACUUGGGACUCCGCUAUCUAACGUCCUCUCUCCUGCUUCCACUUCAACGUACUCAGCUUUCCCAUCUGUAGUCACCAUAUCUUAUGCAAACUACCUAGCACCAUCUCAAAUAACUUCCAUCACUUCCAUACCAUAUUCACUUUCAGCGAUGGUGACUAAUGGAGUUAACAUAUCUAAUCCGCCUUUUUCCCACACUCUUUUCACAAACCACGGCAGCUCUAGCUACCCAGCUUUAGGCGCGACUGGCAUUUUUGAAGUCAAUAAAGAUAUGAUACACAUCACCUCUAGCCUUAUCAGUCAAGUAACCCUCUCCCUAUCAACAAGCGUAACAGCCAUAGCGAGUACUAGGAGUCGUUUGAGUGCCAGCAGUUCUAGCGCCGGCUCUAGCUCUACUUCCGACUCUUCCUCAGACUCCGCAUCAUCCUCCAACAAUGACUGCAACACACCCCUCGAAUAUUCUCAUAAAAGAAAAUCGAAAAAGGAUAAACAAAAUAAUUCCUUACAAAAUGAACAAAACUUAAAGAAGAACCACAUAUUACCCAUAAGCCUUUUCUCAGUUAUUAAAUCCACAGGUACACUGCACACUACCGAAAUUCAAACUCAAAACUCGUUUUCCAAUGUUACACUUUCUUCUAUGAAAUAUACAACUUCACUGUUUUCGCAAGUGCCCAUAAUUUCCACCCCUUCCUUAAAUCCGCCUCAUUUAAACGCUUUUAAAAACGCCGAUAAAAGCGAUAAAAGUCCUACGCAUUUUUCUUCGCUUCCACUUUUUUCGAGACACACGAAUUUGAACGGACAGACCCACAUUUACGCAAGCGGAGGCCUAAACAAAACGGUGACUUCCACACCUCGCACUACUAACGUCCUCAAUUCUAUUGAUGCCAAAAACCUAGUCACAACAAUUUUCAACCCCGCCGUUAACGCGCCCACCUCAAACUCGAGUCCCAUAUCGAUGAUUUAUACCUCUGAUACAGGCUCUGGGACAAAAAUAAAAGAUUUCGUUCACAACAGUUUCGAGGCAUUUAGGAAACAAGCUUUGGAAAAAGAAGAAAGGCAAAAACAGUUCAAGGAACAGGAGGAAAAGAACAAACAAGUUGAAAAAAACAGCUUGGAAAAACUUAAAAAAAAAUCAGAGACCUGCAGUGGUACAAUAUGCACGGCCCGUGAAUCCGAUCUUCCCGCCUCCCCUCACAUAUCCCAUUAUUCCGGCAUUUCAAACGGCAUGAUUGCAGUUCCUCCCCACUUUACCACUCUUUCCUCUACCCUAGGUGACCUACCGUCCUUCAAAAAAUCUAUCAUCCCUCCAACGACUACCUACUUACUCGACGACCCUCUCAACUUGAAUUCUCCUGACUUGGCCCGAGAACGUCAAAGACUCAAGGAAAUGGAGAAACGUCGGAGGGAAAUGAAAGCUGGAUUAAUCGAUAUCAAUAGGCAGAGCGACAUCAUGUCCUCCUUCGAGAAGAUGUUAUAAUUCAGACAUUUCUCUUUUUGGUCUCAACUUAUUGUAGAUUACGUUCGCGUUAAUAUAUUAAUUUAUAUACCUAUCAAGUCGAGUCAUAUUAUUUUACAUUAUGCCUUUGAUAUAUUUAUAUAAAAAAUAUUUUUGCUUUAUCUAUUACGUAAUGUAGAACUAUUUUUAAUAAAAGACUAUUAAAAAAAAUAAAAAUCAUGAUACUAUUAGAUCUCCUUAUAAAUUUUAUGAUUUUUUUUAUUGCAAGUUUAU